Messenger RNA from Coccomyxa subellipsoidea C-169, 1422 nucleotides. RefSeq lists its product as hypothetical. Lineage: Eukaryota; Viridiplantae; Chlorophyta; Trebouxiophyceae; Coccomyxaceae. Bases 1 to 1422 code for a protein of 473 amino acids. The record is from RefSeq and is a predicted model, not a curated record. The transcript is spliced from 8 exons.
AUGCAAAGCUUCAGCGUGCACCAGGCCCCUGAGAGCCUGGAAGGCCAGGACGAGUAUGACCUAUUUGGCAUCACGAGGUCCAUGGACUGGCUAGACGCGGAUGGACAACAGACGCCGCGCGGGGCAUCACCAAAGCCGGAGGAUGCAGACUUUGGCCUGCGCACCGGCCCGCUGAGCCGCCUGUACCUUGACGAGAUCUCAGAGGAGCACCACAGUUGCUCUGAGACCUCAAUCGCUCCCUUCCACCACCUGGGAACCCCCUCCUACAUGCUCAGUGACGCCAGUGCCAGCGGCGCUGUGCUGCCCUGCGGAGCGUCCCCCGCUGCCCACCUCCUCGGCAGGAACACCUCUGGUGAGCUGCAGUUCCUGAUGGAGACAGAGGGCGACCUCUGUAACCCCUCGGCCAUGCUGGAGGGGGGCAUGCCCAUCCACAAACCCGCCAGCAGCAACUCCAUCGCCGACGGCGGCGGCGCCCUCUACCCGGCCACACCGCCCCAGAAUAUCCUCAGCAAGCGGGACUGGCUGGACCCGUACCAUCGGUCGUCGCCACAGGACUCGGGCACCAGUGUAUUCUCCUCGCGCUCCUCCAUGGACACCGUGCACCUGCUCGCCGACGUCCCCGACGUGCCCCUGGACGGCCCCUUGGGCUCCCGCAACAUCCACCUCCCCUACGGCUUUGAGCGGUACAGCUCGCUAGACAGCUGUGCGGGGCUUGGAGAUCUGGCAGCUGAGGAAGUGCUGGUGGGCAUCGAGCCGCUGUGCGCGUCGCCGCCGCCGACGCCGCUGGGCAUGUGCUAUGCGCCGUUGCCGGCGCACGGGCGCUCCUCGCGCGCCGCGGGCUCGCCCCGGGCCUGCAGCUCCCCCGCCGCGUCCGCCCCGGCCGAGAAGGCCGAGAGCGAGGGCUACACCGGCCUGCGCCAGCGCGCCUGCAAACGCAAAGUCAAGUAUUCCGACACCGAGCCGCCCCUCGGCUCCGCCUCUGACGGGCCGCGGAGCCUGGUGACGAGUGCGCGUGGGCGCUGCUCCAAGCCCCGGCGCUUCUUCUGCGCCGGUGCGGAGAGCGACGAGGAGGUCAGCGAGGGCUCCAACAAGCGCCGCAAGCACCACAACCCCUGGAGCAUUGAGGAGACGGAGGCGUUGGUGGUGGGAGUGGAGCGCUGCGGCGGCGGCAAGUGGGCGGACAUCAAGAAGCUGGGCUUCCCCAUCAUCGCGCAGCGCUCCGCCGUGGACCUCAAGGACAAGUGGCGCAACCUCAUGCGCGUCGCCCUCCUGCCCGGCACCGCCGCCAAGACGAAGAUAGAGAAGCGGCGGGAGGUGCCUCAGGAGCUACUGGACCGCGUGCGCACGUUGUCGGCCAGCUUUGGCAGCAAGGCCUCCGCCUCCGCUCGCCCCUACCUCGGACGGCCCCGCCGCUCCGUGUGA